Astyanax mexicanus (Mexican tetra) is the source of this 6108-nucleotide messenger RNA. RefSeq names its product Janus kinase 1 (gene jak1). The transcript is spliced from 24 exons. Gene Ontology annotation, cellular component: cytoskeleton; cytosol; membrane. Gene Ontology annotation, biological process: intracellular signal transduction; cell surface receptor signaling pathway via JAK-STAT; tyrosine phosphorylation of STAT protein. The record is from RefSeq and is a predicted model, not a curated record. The coding region runs from base 281 to 3760 and encodes 1159 amino acids. Gene Ontology annotation, molecular function: non-membrane spanning protein tyrosine kinase activity; ATP binding; cytokine receptor binding. NCBI's taxonomy places the organism in Eukaryota, Metazoa, Chordata, Actinopteri, Characiformes, Acestrorhamphidae.
UUCGGGAAUCUUUAGACGCUUGACAGGAAAGGUUAGCCGAAGCUAGAUUGUGAACUUCGAGCCAGUAGCUGACGAUAAACCGCUUUAAAGACGACCUCUGCUAUGGAAAUAUAUACAGCAGAGGACAUAUAUAUUAUCUAGCUUUAUAAGCCGCUUUAUUUUAUGCCAACUUUAUUACAACAACUUAUGAAUAAAGGCCGAGGAGGAGUUUUUUUACUCUAAACAUCUGUGAUGAUCGAAAACCAACGGAAGUAACUCAGUCUGCCUGACGAGUGUCUGGAUGCCAACGCUAGCAGUCAUGGAGCUGGGCAGGCAACUGUGUGGGAAGAUGAAGAAGCAGAAGAAGGCUGAGCUGACAGUGGCUGCUGUCAUGAGAGGCCUGGAGAUUCACUUCUACCUGCCCGACACCAACCAGCUUGAGUACUUUAAAGACUGCCACACUGCUGAGGACCUGUGUGUAGAGGCUGCCAAGAAAUGUCGUAUUUCACCCCUGUGCCACAAUCUGUUUGCGCUGUACGAAGAGAGUCAGAACCUCUGGUAUGCUCCAAAUCACGUAUUCAAGGUCACUGAAGACACCAGUAUUAAGCUUCAUUACCGAAUGAGAUUCUAUUUUACAAACUGGCACGGCACGUCUGAAAGCGAUUCUCCAGUGUGGCGGCAUUCUUUGAGCAAACAGAAGGGCGGUUUAAGCACUCAGAAAAGCCUCAGCGGGACGCCUCUGCUGGACGCUGCCUCGCUUGACUACCUGUUUGCUCAGGGCCAGUAUGACUUCCUAAGGGGUCUGGCUCCAGUGCGCAGCCCCCAGAAUGAGGCAGAGCUGCAUGAGAUUGAAAACGAGUGUUUGGGAAUGGCUGUGCUAGCCAUCACUCACCACGCCAAGAGCAACAACCUGCCCCUGUCUGGAUCUGGUGCUGAAACCAGCUACAAGCGCUUCAUCCCUGAAAGUCUCAACCGCACCAUCAAGCAGCGCAACUUCCUGACCCGCCUGCGCAUCAGCAAUGUCUUUAAGAACUUCCUCAACGAGUUCAACAGCAAGACCAUCAAGGACAGCAAUAUUUCUCUUUAUGACCUGAAAGUGAAAUACCUCUCCACCCUGGAGACGCUGACGUGGGGUUUGGGCAGAGAGGUGGUGGAGACCAAGAGUCUGCGGUUGUCCGGGGAGGGGGAGGGCUCACCUGUCCACACGUCCAGCACGAGAGAAGAGGGACUGGCCUAUGAGGUGCAGGUUUCUGGCACAGUUGGCAUAUCCUGGAGAAAGAAGCCCCAGCAGAAUGUCCUAGCUGUCAAAGACAAAAGCAAAUCACGGAAGAACAAGACGGACAACAAGCAGAAAAAUGACAAAAUAAAAGAUGCCAGCAAUGGAUGGAUCCUCUUCUCAGAUUUCUAUGAAAUUACUCACAUCGUCACAAAGGAGUCCAGUGUUACCAUUUACAAACAGGACAACAAGACCAUGGAGCUGGAGUUGGCUUAUCGUGGAGAGGCUCUGGCCUUCGCUGCUCUGGUGGACGGCUAUUUCAGACUGACUGUUGACGCUCAUCAUUAUCUCUGCACAGAGGUAGCACCCUCUUCUGUAGUGCAGAACCUGCAGAAUGGCUGCCAUGGACCCAUCUGCACAGAGUACGCAAUUCACAAACUGCGGCAGGAAGGCAAUGAUGAGGGUACCUACGUUCUGCGCUGGAGCUGCACAGACUACGACAAUAUCAUCAUGACUGUUGUCUGCAUGGAGCUGGACCUCUGCGAGUCCAGAACCUUUCCCCAAUAUAAGAACUUUCAGAUCGAGGUGAGCAUGCUGGGCUAUAGGCUGUAUGGAACAGAAACAUUCAGAGAGAGUCUGAAGGAACUGCUGGAUCACCUGCAGGGCCAGAGCCUGCGGACAGAGAAUGUACGCUUCCAGCUGCGUCGUUGCUGUCCACCACAACCCAGAGAGAUUUCCAACCUUUUGGUGAUGACCACAGACCGAGAGCCCGUCCCUCAGAGACAGCCUCAAGUUAGCCAGCUGAGUUUCCACCGCAUCCUUAAAGAAGAGAUUGUCCAGGGGGAGCACCUGGGUCUGGGCACCAGGACCAACAUCUAUGCAGGUGUGCUGAAGAUGAAGAGUGAGGACGAUGAUGAGUUUGGAGGCUACGGGAAUUCGCAGGAAGUGAAGGUGGUGCUGAAAGUACUGGGAUCUGGACACAGAGACAUAUCCCUGGCCUUCUUUGAGACAGCCAGCAUGAUGCGACAGGUUUCACACAAACACAUUGCCCUGCUGUAUGGAGUGUGUGUGCGUCACCAGGAAAAUAUCAUGGUGGAGGAGUUUGUGCAGUUUGGUCCUUUGGAUCUGUUCAUGCGCAGACAGAUGACUCCUCUCAGCACUUCAUGGAAGUUCCAGGUGGCCAAACAGCUGGCAAGCGCUCUGAGUUAUCUGGAGGAUAAGAAGCUCGUUCAUGGCUAUGUGUGUGCUAAGAACAUUCUGUUGGCUCGAGACGGUUUGGACAGUGAAGGCGGUCCCUUCAUCAAGCUGAGUGACCCUGGCAUCCCUAUUACUGUCCUCACAGGGGAGGAAUGUGUGGACCGGAUUCCAUGGAUCGCUCCCGAGUGCGUGCAGGACACUGCUAACUUGAGCGUAGCGGCAGAUAAGUGGGGUUUUGGCACGACUCUGUGGGAGAUAUGCUAUAAUGGAGAAACGCCUCUCAAAGAAAAGAAACUCACAGAGAAAGAGAGGUUUUACGCGGCUCAGUGCCAGUUGGCCACACCGGACUGUCAGGAGUUAGCCAAGCUCAUGACCCACUGCAUGAAUUACGACCCGCACCAGAGACCGUUCUUCAGGGCCAUCGUCCGAGACAUCGACAUGGUGGAGAAACAGAACCCCUCCAUUCAGCCUGUGCCCACACUGGAGGUGGACCCCACAGUGUUUGAGAAGAGAUUCCUGAGGAAGAUCAGAGACCUGGGAGAGGGGCAUUUUGGAAAGGUGGAGUUGUGCCGCUAUGACCCGCGUGGUGACCGGACAGGGGAACUGGUGGCGGUGAAGUCCCUGAAACCAGAGAGCAGAGAGGAACAGAGCAGCAACCUCUGGUGUGAAAUCGACAUCCUGAGAGAGCUCUACCAUGAGAACAUCGUCAAAUACAAGGGCAUCUGCCAGGAGGAGGGUGGCAGGUCCAUCAAACUUAUCAUGGAGUACCUGCCUGCAGGCAGCCUGAAGGAAUAUCUGCCCAGAAACAAAGCCCAGACAGAUCUGAAGACCCUGCUCAACUAUGCUGUACAGAUCUGCCAGGGUAUGGAUUACCUGGGCUCUCGGAAUUACAUCCACCGAGACCUCGCUGCCCGGAACGUUCUGGUGGAGAAUGAAAGCACGGUGAAGAUCGGAGACUUCGGCCUGACUAAAAGCAUUAAAGACAACGAAGGCUAUUACACAGUGAAGGAUGACCUGGACAGCCCCGUCUUCUGGUACGCUCCAGAAUGCUUGGUUCACUGUAAGUUCUACAGAGCGUCGGACGUCUGGUCAUUUGGAGUGACCAUGUACGAGCUCCUGACCUACUGCGACGGCUCGUGCAGCCCCAUGCCGGUUUUCCUCAAGAUGAUUGGCCCGACCCAAGGCCAGAUGACUGUCACCCGAUUGGUCAGAGUUCUGGAAGAGGGGAAGAGGUUGCCCAAGCCAGAGGGCUGCCCAGAGCAGGUGUACGCUUUAAUGAAGAAGUGCUGGGAGAGCACACCUGACAAAAGGAUAGACUUCAAAGGCCUGAUCGCAGCCUUUCAGCAGAUGCUUGGCGACAGCAUGUAACCAUGGAAAUGUGAUGUGCUAUAGACUACACCUCCCUUACCAGAGACAAUGCGAGAGGUCAGCGCUAUGACCUUUUUCUAUAUCAAAAAACAAGAAGAAGAAGAAAAAGAAGAAGAAGUUUUCACUGCUUGGAUCGUCAGUCACAUUACAUCUUCUUAUAUUCUUGUAUUCACCCACUGUAUUUCACCUUAUUUACCACAUAGAGACACUUAAUAACGAUCCUGCUGCUGAGGAACAUCCAGCCAGCUACUAAACUGUUAAAUGACUGAACUGGUUAAAAGGAUAAAAGGUUUAACGGUUACUCGAAUGAACAGCAGGGGGCAGCAGAUAGACCUCUGCACUCUGCAAGUGUGCAGGUGGAGAACUAUCAGUCAUUUACUUCAUUCAUUCAUUACAGAUAUUCCUCCACAUGUCUUGCUUGUUUAUGGAGAGUCUGAAGCUGUGAUCAGACUGCCAGUCCGAAUCUGAUUUGGUGUAUCUGGAUCCAGAUUUUUAAUAGUCUGAACAGCCAGAAACUACAUGAAAUCUGCUUAUUAGGUCUGAAUCUGAACUAGAUUGUUGUUUUAGAUUGUCUGUCCGAGCUCGAGACAAUGACCGACCUGAACUCCCACCACUUUCCUUGAGUCAUGAUGGAUGUGCUCAAGAAAAUGGUCUGUGAGGUAGUCCUAGUUUUUUUAAGGCCUACUUUUAUUUUAUGUAAAGCUACGGUUUGAUAGUCACAAUAUAGCAAAGUAACAGGUCACACUGAGAUCGUAAAUAAAAAAGUGACAAUGUUAUGAUCACCAUGGCCUGGCACUGGCCUGCACAGUGAGCACACGCAAGCAUCUCCACUCCACCUUCCACGUGGCUGAUUUAAAAGCUCCGCACAUCAGCCAAUCGCUGUGCUGCACAGCUCAGAUUCAGGAAGUACAGUGACCUGAAACCCGGAAUUGUAGUUAAAGGUCAGUUUUAACGCUCUACUCACUAAACAAUGUGGGGUUUAAAUCAAGCUCGGGCUCAUAAUGACAGUUUAUGGGAUGAGCCGAGUCAGGCUCGGGUUGGUCAUGCUGAAUUGACUUCUCAAAUCAAAUCAAAUCGGUUUUAAACUUUUUUUUGUGUCGCUCACAAUGCAACAAACAACAACCCCAUCAAAUCCACAUUGUCGUGAAUCCACAAAGUGUGGGGGUCCAAGAAUGGCACCAACCUCGUUAUUACAGCAACCCAUGCAAGAUGCGAUGUAUGUUUGUGAUGUUCAGACACACAAAUCCGAUCUGAUUAUUUGUACAUUACAGUGCGGACAGUCAUCUCGUCAGAUCAGAUUUGAGAACCGAAUCGGAUUCGCCUGCAGUCUGAACACAGCAUAAAUUCAGAGCACUCUGUAAGUCUAUGGGACUAUGCUAGAAGGGUUCUGAUUUACUUUCCUCUGUUGAUCCUGAUUUGCUUUUCUUUUUAAAGAGCUGAGUGUGUCUGUUUUUAUUUUUAUUUUUUUCACUUUUAAUUUUCUUAAUUUUUAUUUUGUGUAAUGUGACACAGCCAUAAUGAGGAUGUGUCUUGUUCAGUGUCUUGAGUGUUUGGGAAUUGGUCAUUAGUUUCAUCUGUAUCUGCAGUCCAGUGCAGCAGUGUUUGCGGAACUGUGUACGUUUCCUAUAAGACAAAUUAAUCAAGAUUACCAGAUUUCCACAUUGCCAAGAGUUAAGUAGCUAAUGGCAGAAUUAUGCUGAUGUAUAUUAUUUGCGUGUAAAUGAUGAGAAAACUCAAUGCAUUACUUUUCCAGUGCAGUCUCUGCGUAAGAAAAAGACUGGUAAGAUCUGGUAAGAUCUGCUUAUGAAGCUGAAUCUUUGAAAUAAAUAAAUAAAUGAAUGAAAUAAAAAAAUGGAGAACACAUCUUGCAUCUACACUGAGGAACAGUGAUAAAGAGGGAGAGAGGCAUCAGAAGACAGAGACAGGUGCCUCCUUCCUCUUUCCUCGUGGUCUGGAUUGCAGUGGACAGUUGCAGGCGUGCAGAUUUACAGACUAUUACAGUGCUAUAAUACUUCAAGAACGCAGGGCAUCGCUGUGCUCCCAGCUCCUCCUCCUCCUCCAGCACGAGGACGCAGCAGACUGAAAUGGACAUGUAUGCUGGGCUGUGGGAGGAAGAGUGAUUGAUGUGCAUUGUGAAAGACAUUGAAUGCCUACAACAAUAGGCACUAGAGGACAGUAGAGAUUACCGAAUGUCAACUAUUAUCUUAUAUCUAAGAAGACGUGUAUUCUUGCUGAAAUCUUGCAUAAAACUGAAAUAUCCUGAAAAAAAAGCCCUUGUAAGUCUGGGAAUAGCUGAGCCUGAAUAUUUUAUCAUUUUUAUCUUCAGAAAUUAAAAGCAAUGUAUCACA